UUUUUUUUUCUUUUUCGUUUCUGUUUGACCAACACACCAAUACAUUCAUUCUCUCUUUUUAUCUUUUAUUUUUUAUCUUUUUUUUUCACCUUUGAAAUAGAUAUAUAACAAAAAAGAGUCAAUUCUCUCUUUUUUAGAAAAAAGAUUUAUUAUACAUCACACACUCUCUUAUAUAAACCAUGACUGAGAAAACCGAAACAGUCGUCGAAGAGGUCAUUUCUGAUCAACCUGUUGCUCACAAAGCCAACAUUUCCGGCAACGUUACCUCUUUGACCGUCGAAGAACUCUACGACAAAGAAAAGUUUGAUUUAUCCACUAUGGAGCCUGGAGACAUCUUUGAACUCUUGCAAACUUCAACUGAAGGUUUGACUACCGAAGAAGCUGCCCGCCGUAUUGAAAAGUUUGGUCAUAACAAGCUCGAAAGCAAGGAAGUUAACCCUAUCCUUCAAUUCUUGGGUUUUAUGUGGAACCCUCUUUCUUGGGUUAUGGAAGCUGCUGCUAUUGUUUCUAUUGCUCUUUCUAACGGUGGUGGUCAACCCCCAGACUACCCCGAUUUCAUUGGUAUCGUCCUCUUGUUGCUUGCCAAUGCUACUAUUGGUUUCUUGGAAGAACGUCAAGCUGGUAAUGCUGUCAAGGCUUUGAUGGCCUCUCUUGCCCCUGAAUGUAAGGUUAAGCGUAGUGGUGAAUGGAAGACUUUGGAAGCUGCUGAACUUGUUCCUGGUGAUGUUAUCAGUAUCAAGCUCGGUGAUGUUGUUCCUGCUGAUGGUCGUCUUAUUGCUGCUCACGGUCAAGUCUCUAUCGAUCAAGCUGCUCUUACUGGUGAAUCUUUGCCUGUUGGUAAGGAAGCUGGUGAUGAAGUCUUCUCUGGUUCUACUGUCAAGCAAGGUGAAGCCGAAGCUAUCGUUAUCGGUACUGGUACCAACACCUUCUUCGGCCGUGCCGCUAAGCUCGUCGGUGAUGCUUCUGACGAUGUUGGUCACUUGCAAACCAUUUUGGCCAAGAUCGGUAACUUCUGUCUCUGUACCAUUACCCUCUUUGUUGUUAUUGAAAUUCUCGUCAUGUAUCCCAAGUUCCACUAUGCCUACAGAACCGGUAUUGAUAACAUCCUUGUCUUGCUCAUUGGUGGUAUUCCCAUUGCCAUGCCUACUGUCCUUUCUGUCACUCUUGCUAUUGGUGCUAAGCAACUUGCUGAACACAAGGCUAUUGUUACCCGUAUCACUGCUAUUGAAGAAAUGGCCGCUGUUACUAUCUUGUGUUCUGAUAAGACCGGUACCUUGACCCUGAACAAGCUUAUCGUUGAUAAGCCUACCAUCAAAACUUAUGCCGAACAAAACGGUGAUGAAAUUAUCCAAUUGUCUGCAUAUGCUUCUCGUACUGAAAACCAAGAUGCUAUCGAUUUCUGUAUUGUCAACUCUUUGCCUGAUCCCAAGCUUGCUCGUGACGGUAUUGACGAAUUAGAAUUCAAGCCUUUCAACCCUGUUGUCAAGCGUACUGAAAUCACUUACAAGCGUAAGUCUGAUGGUGCUGUUCUCCGUGUUACUAAGGGUAUGUCCCACACCAUUUUGGAUCUCUGUACUCGUGACAAAACUGAAGAACAAAUCAAGGCUCUUAAUGAUGAUGUCGAUGAAUUCGCUCGUCGUGGUCUUCGUGCUCUUGCUGUUGCUAUUGAUGAAGUUCCCUCUGGUGGUAUCGAAGAUGAAGGUUUAGGCUUCCGUCUUAUUGGUCUCUUGCCUAUCUACGAUCCUCCUAGAUCUGAUACUAAGGAAACUAUUGACCGUGCUAUUGCUCUUGGUGUCUCUGUUAAGAUGAUUACUGGUGAUCAACUUGCUAUUGGUAAGGAAACUGGUCGUCGUCUCGGUAUGGGUGAUAACAUGUUCUUGUCCAAGACUUUGAAAGAUGGUCCUCCCGCUGGUUCUGGUUACUCUGAUGUUGAUGAAAUGGUCUUGCACUGUGAUGGUUUCGCCGGUGUCUACCCUGAACACAAGUAUGAAAUUGUUGAGCGUCUUCAAGCAAUGGGUCAUAUGACUGCCAUGACUGGUGAUGGUGUUAACGAUGCUCCUGCUCUUUCCAAGGCUAACGUCGGUAUUGCCGUCGCUGAUGCCACUGAUGCUGCUCGUUCUGCUGCCGAUAUCGUCUUGACUGAACCCGGUCUCUCUGUCAUUAUUGAAGCCAUCAUUGGUUCUCGUCAAAUUUUCCAACGUAUGCGUAAUUACUCCAUCUAUACCUGUUCAGUUACCAUUCGUGUUGUUGUCGGCUUCGCUAUCCUCUGUUUCGCUUUCCAAUACAACUUCCCUCCUUUCAUGGUCUUGAUUCUUGCUAUUCUUAACGAUGGUACUAUCAUGACUAUCUCUACUGAUCGUGUCAAGCCCUCUCCUUACCCUGAUGCCUGGAACUUGAAAGAAAUUUUCUCUUAUGCUAUCGUUUAUGGUCUUUACCUUACUCUUUCCACUGUUGUCUUCUUUGCUGUCAUCAUCAAGACUGACUUCUU
Gilbertella persicaria is the source of this 2488-nucleotide messenger RNA. RefSeq lists its product as uncharacterized. Lineage: Eukaryota; Fungi; Mucoromycota; Mucoromycetes; Mucorales; Choanephoraceae. The transcript has 2 exons. Gene Ontology annotation, biological process: proton export across plasma membrane; regulation of intracellular pH. The record is from RefSeq and is a predicted model, not a curated record. Gene Ontology annotation, cellular component: plasma membrane. The annotation marks the transcript as partial. Gene Ontology annotation, molecular function: ATP binding; ATP hydrolysis activity; P-type proton-exporting transporter activity.